Molecule: messenger RNA, 1023 nt
Organism: Oldenlandia corymbosa var. corymbosa
Lineage: Eukaryota; Viridiplantae; Streptophyta; Magnoliopsida; Gentianales; Rubiaceae
Source: the annotation of a GenBank genome assembly
UACACCUUCAAUUUUUAUCUGUAAUGUUAUUUUGUCACAAUGUCAUACUCCUUCCUCACCUGUCUCGUGCGUUGUCUUAAUAGUAGCGUAACCGAUCCCCAUACUUUGCGCUCCUCAAGACAAGAAUCUCAUCAUCUCCUCAUCACCUCUGUUUUUCCUUCUUCUUCUUUUCCUACCAACGUUUUUUUGUAGUUAUAUUCUUCUUGUUUGUUUCCCUCAUCAUCUGUGUGAUUAUCCUCCAUUUUCUCUCUACCUCCCUUAAACCACAACACACACACACGCACUCCUUCCAUCAUCUCCAACCUUACUUCUGAUUCCAUUUUUUCCGUUUUCUCCAACCUUUGUUCUGCCGGGUUUUUGCCAACAGGGAACGGAAGAGGAAAGCAAUGGAGACCCACCUGCCCAAAUCAAAAUCUAAACCUUCCAUGGCUGCAGGGAAGUCGCCAUCCAGGUUACAGAAAUGUGCACCGGCAGCUCUUCGUCUUGAUGCCAUCAGAACUGGCUCCACCACCAAAGGGCAUCAUUCUUCUUCCGGUUCUUCCUCUGAUGCCUCUUCUUCCCCUUCCUCCCUCGGUGCAAUCCCUUUGUUAUCUCCCAUUGCUCUGUUAUCCCCUUUCCUCGACUCCCCGCCGCCGCGUCUUGAAUCGGAAGCUGAUUCUGCAGCACCGGUGUUUGCCAGAGCAACCGACAUUAUAAUGGGAGCACAAGAUAUGGUUGAUCAGGUGCAGGGCCCUCCCACGCCGGUUUUCGGUGCGUGGCAACACCCGGCGGCAUCUGCAGAACCUCCAAAGCUGUUCGCCCUCUUCCAUUCCCAAUGUUCGCUUGUUAACCCAACUCAGUGAAAACAGGAUUCCACCAGCUCGAUAGCGCGCAGUUUAGCGCUCAGCUUCAUACUCUUUUGCUCAUGUUGAAAACGUGUAUUUAUACUAGGAUUAUCAUUUUGCUUUGUCCUUGGUUUAUCCCCUUCUUAUCACUUUUGUAUUGUCGUUACCUUGCUCUUUUUAAUUUCAAUCUUAAUGAAAC